AUGGCGCCUCUCAUCACCGGCAUCUACACGGCAGAUCCGUCAGCCCAUGUCUUCGAGGGCAAGGUCUACAUCUACCCGUCGCACGACCGAGAAACUGACAUUCAGUUCAACGACAAUGGCGACCAGUACGAUAUGGCCGACUACCACGUCUUCAGCACCUCCUCGCUGGACCCCACCGAGGAGCCUGUCGACCAUGGCGUCGUCCUGAAGAUGGAGGAUGUGCCCUGGGUGUCCAAACAGCUCUGGGCCCCCGAUGCCGCCUUCAAGGACGGCAAGUACUUCCUGUAUUUCCCCGCGCGCGACAAGGAGGGCAUCUUCCGCAUCGGCGUCGCCGUCGGCGACAGGCCCGAGGGCCCCUUCAAGCCCGACGCCGAGCCCAUCAAGGGCUCCUACUCGAUCGACCCGGCCUCCUUCGUCGACGACGACAACCAGGGCUACCUCUACUUCGGCGGCCUCUGGGGCGGCCAGCUGCAGUGCUACCAGAAGGGCAACGACGCCUUCGACCCGGCGUGGCAGGGCCCCAAGGAGCCUUCGGGCGACGGCGUCGUCGCCAUGGGCCCCCGCGUCGCCAAGCUGACCGACGACAUGCACCAGUUCGCCGGCGAGGUCCAGGAGAUCCAGAUCCUGGACCCGGACACGGGCAAGCCCAUCCUCGGCGACGACCACGACCGCCGCUUCUUCGAGGCCGCCUGGGUCCACAAGCGCAACGGCACCUACUACUUCUCCUACUCGACCGGCGACUCGCACUACCUCUGCUACGCCACUGGCGACAGCCCCCUCGGCCCCUUCACCUACGGCGGCUGCAUCCUCGAGCCCGUCCUCGGCUGGACCACCCACCACUCUAUCGUCGAGUUCAAGGGCCAGUGGUGGCUGUUCCACCACGACUGCGAGCUCAGCAAGGGCGUCGACCACCUCCGCUCCGUCAAGGUCAAGGAGAUCUUCUACACAAAGGACGGCAAGAUCGUCACGGAGAAGCCCCAAGAGUAA
This is a messenger RNA of Verticillium alfalfae VaMs.102, 987 nucleotides long. RefSeq names its product xylosidase/arabinosidase. The record is from RefSeq and is a predicted model, not a curated record. Lineage: Eukaryota; Fungi; Ascomycota; Sordariomycetes; Glomerellales; Plectosphaerellaceae. Gene Ontology annotation, molecular function: hydrolase activity, hydrolyzing O-glycosyl compounds. Bases 1 to 987 code for a protein of 328 amino acids. Gene Ontology annotation, biological process: carbohydrate metabolic process. The transcript has a single exon.